Molecule: messenger RNA, 683 nt
Organism: Amaranthus tricolor (Joseph's coat)
Lineage: Eukaryota; Viridiplantae; Streptophyta; Magnoliopsida; Caryophyllales; Amaranthaceae
Product: probable E3 ubiquitin-protein ligase XERICO
Exons: 1
Coding region: 98-550 (150 amino acids)
Source: RefSeq, a predicted model, not a curated record
UAUCAAAAAUUCUAAAACUUAAGUUGUUCUCUCUCUAAAAAGAAACCCCUUUUUCUCUCUCUUAUAAAUAGAAAAAAAUCAAAAAGGAGCGAAAAAAAUGGGUUUGUCAAAUUUUCCAAGUCCAUCAGAAGGUGUAUUACCAGUGUUAGUGAUGAACACAGUAAUGUCAGUAUCAAUUUUGAAGAACUUAUUAGGGUCAUUUCUUCAAAUGAUGAGAGGCUUGAAUUGGGUUUCUAGUAAUAAUUUAGAGGAAAAUCCAACACAAAAUGAAUUAAACCCACCAAACAGUCCCUAUAGAAUAAGGAGAGUAAAGGGUAUUUCAAUUACCCAAUUCAAGUAUUUGUGUACUAAUACCUGCAACAAGAAGGAAAGUUCCAAUGGAAAAAGAAGAAUAAUAGUUGAGUGUUGUGUUUGUUUGUGUAAAUUUGAGGAUGAAGAAGAGGUUAGUGAAUUGUCUUGUAAGCAUUUCUUUCAUAAGAAUUGCUUAGAUAAGUGGUUUAAUCAUCAUAGUACUUGUCCUCUUUGUAGAUCUAUUUGCCGAAAAAGAUAAAGAUUAAGUGGUGUUUGGCAAAAUAACUUAUUGAGCAAUUUCAGUUUAUUCUGAUACUAAUACAGGUUUAAGUGGUCAAAAUAGAAAAUAUUAAUGUUUAGUAAACUAGCCGGUUGAAAUAGGUAUUUUUAAU